Pristis pectinata (smalltooth sawfish) is the source of this 2756-nucleotide messenger RNA. RefSeq names its product transcobalamin II (gene tcn2). The coding region runs from base 166 to 1431 and encodes 421 amino acids. Gene Ontology annotation, biological process: cobalamin transport. The transcript is spliced from 10 exons. The record is from RefSeq and is a predicted model, not a curated record. Lineage: Eukaryota; Metazoa; Chordata; Chondrichthyes; Rhinopristiformes; Pristidae. Gene Ontology annotation, molecular function: cobalamin binding.
CUCCCCUCCCCUCCGGUUUCCCUUCCUGCUGAGCGAAGCCACAGUCGGUCAGCUGAGAGCUCACAUGAUGGCGCUUUGAAGACGGACGGCGGUCUCGCACUUCUCCGCUGGGCGAGUUCAGGCUGGGCGGCGGUGUGGGAGCAGGCUACGUUCCCGAAGAGCAUCAUGAAGCCCAAAAUGUUGUUGCUGACAUCCUGCAUGGGGAUUCUCUUCCUCACAGUCGAACUGGAAGCCAAUCAUGAGAAGACCAUCAUGUCCUUGAAUUCCCGUCUCCUGCGAUCCACGGGGACGUUACCAGUCAAUCCCAGCGUCCACGUCGCGUUGCGGUUGUCGGAGCGCCACAGCCUCCACAACGAGCGGAGUUACCUUCGUCGGCUGAAGACUGACCUCCAAAGGAAGCUGUCCAGGUCACAGCCGGGCUCUGAGCCCUCCACAGGCCUUGUAGCCCUGUACCUAUUGGCACUGCGUGCUUCCUGCCAGGACCUGCAUGAACAGCGGUCAGCGCUGCUCUAUCUGAAGAACAAGCUUGGUGCUGAGAGAAACCACACAAUGCAUCACCACGUGCCUUUGACCAACCACUACCAGUACGGUCUGGGUGUGUUGGCUGUCUGCCUGAGUAACAUACGGAUGGAUCACAGUGUCCUGUCUGGGUUGGUGUCACAUGACCACCACUUCCACCACUCAAUCGACACAUCAGCCAUGGUGGUGUUGGCACUGAAGUGUGUGCAGGACUCUAAAGUGCCCAGCAGUAAUAAAUGGAUGUACAGCCACGAUAGGAGGCUGAAGGCACAGAAUGCAGUGAACAAGCUAAUGGAAAAGAUACGGAAACAGCAGAAAAGCAGUGGGGAAAUUAGGAACAUUUACAGCACACCACUGGCUCUGCAGGCUCUCUUAGCCACAGGAGACAAGGAACGAUGGUUAAAAGGAAGAAGUUAUCUACUGAAUGAGGCCAAACGAAAAGCCUUUCAAAAUCCAAUGGCACUGUCUCAGCUGCUGCCCGUUCUGUACCAGAAAACCUACCUGGGUAUCGGCCAAAUGGACUGCCAUAAUGAGACUGGUGGUCUGAGGUGGAUGGAUUCGGAACCAUCUAAUGGUGAACCUGAGCCGAACUCUCCGUCUGAGUUUGUUUAUCUCAGAGUGAUGGAUGAGAACUUGGCGACUAUUUACGAGGCCAGUGUGCCACUGCACAAUGGGAUGUCUCUCCUUGAAGUCCUGCAUGAAGCUAAAAGAAACGAUACGAAUUUUGAUUUUGAGACUGUGCCAACUCUGUGGGGACCUUUCCUGACCUCGGUCAACCACAUAAUGGGACAGGACAACAUGAGGACCUACUGGCGUCUGAUUUCGGAAACACGCACCCCACUUAUUGAAGGUGUCCAGGAUUAUCACCCCCAGCCAGGAGAACACAUCCUCCUGCAACUCAGCAACUUCUAGCAAGUACCCAAUGAGUUGCGUCCUUUUCCUCAGCCACCCGUAGGUUCCUAUCUUCCGAUUGGUCGGUGAUUAAUGAGUUAAUUCAGAGCCCUGAAUUGCAGGCUAAUCAAUAACGGAUUUUUAAAGCCAAAAAUCUUAAUCGAUAGGCUAUCAUGCCCCAACCUAGGGGCAAAUGAAUAUGGAGGCAGGUGGUCACCUUUGUUCACCAAUUUAUCUAUUCUUGCCAGUACAGAUCCCAGCUGUCGAGCGGACUUGGAUUACAAUCGUUCACUCUCUGUGCUUUGGCCAUUGCCGAGUCAGUUAAUGUGUGUGAAGCAGUCCGUGAUUCACCCAUUCAAAGGCCUGUGCGAUGGACACUCUGACCAAUGGGUCCUCACUUCCCAUGCUUAAUUAUUCCCGCUGCUCUUCGGGAGUUUACUGGGACAUAGUUCCCUUCGUCCUUUAUCAUCUCAUUCAAAUUUGAGCCAAGGCAGGAAGUGCUUGCUGGCUGUUUGACUGCUCCAUGCAUCACUUCCAAGCCAGAUUGUCUCCUUGCCAAACAGUAACAUAAUAGGGAGUGCCCAGUUCCUGAUCCAGGGUGUGCUCCUUAGCAGGAUGUUUCCGUGCCACCUCUAGCACUCCCGCUGCCUCUGUUCACUGCAGUCCAGGAUGGAGCUUGAGGCAAUCUUUCCACACAAUGUAAGAGGAGGUCAUUUGGCCCAUCAAAUCCAUUCUAGUUCUGAGCAUUCUCCCUAUGACUUGUUCUCCCAAUAUUCCCGUCAACUCUCCCCAAGAUUCUACCAUUCACCUACUCACUAGGGACAAUUUACCGUGGGCAAUUGACCUACCAAUCUGCGCAUCUUUGAGAUGGGGGAGGAAACCAGAGCACCUGGGGGAAACCCACACAGUCACAGGGAGGAUGUGCAAACUCCACACAGCACCGGAGGUCAGGAUCGAACUUGGGUCACCAAAGCUGAGAGGCAGCAGCUCUACUCACUGCGCCAUUGUGUCGUUCCUCUGGUCUGCAGACAGAGCUCCCAAGCUUGUAAUGAGUUCCUCACUGGACCCGAAAGCCCCACUUUCACGCUGCACAACCACCAGCUGUUUUUAAAUAUUGAUUCUCCUUAAGUGAUUUUUCCUUCAGUAACCUGCUUUUGGUUAAUAUUAGCAAAUGUGCAAAUAAAUGUGGUCAACGGGUGAACUGUUGAACCAUUAACAUUAUGCUGAAUAGCAUACAGGCACAGAAGGUCAGAAAUUUCUUCAACUCAUGGUCUGAUGCUUUUACUAUUGUUGUUAAAUAUUGUCAUGGCAUUUUUGUAAGAUUACAUACUAAAGUGUCUCAAAUA